This is a messenger RNA of Tricharina praecox, 2433 nucleotides long. RefSeq lists its product as uncharacterized. Gene Ontology annotation, molecular function: serine-type endopeptidase activity. Gene Ontology annotation, biological process: proteolysis. The record is from RefSeq and is a predicted model, not a curated record. NCBI's taxonomy places the organism in Eukaryota, Fungi, Ascomycota, Pezizomycetes, Pezizales, Pyronemataceae. Gene Ontology annotation, cellular component: membrane. The coding region runs from base 468 to 2108 and encodes 546 amino acids. The transcript is spliced from 2 exons.
CCGGAAUAGUUAGAUUGGCCCUGGUUCGGGCGUACGAGUACUGCCAUAGCUUCAAAGCAUUCCAAAACUGAGCGUGACACGGACAACCAAAACAACCAGCUGGGCACCACUCAUUUCCUUCCCCCUCUCUCUCUCUCUCCCUCUCCCGUCCAUCUCCCUCUCCCUCUCCCUCUCCCUCCCUCUUUCUCGAUACCUCCUCCCCAUUCAUCCUUCCGAGGGAUCCUCACGAACUGCGCAGACGCACAAACCCACCUUCCACUUGUUGCGCAUCCCUGAAAGGUCAUCCGCACACCACUACCACUCGACCCAUUCUAUUACGACGACCACCACUCCACCGUACCCCCCACCAACACCUUCGUGAUUUAAACCGAUACAACUUCGCCUGAGACAUCGCUCCGAACCGAUCGGGUACCUUCCGCCCCCGCCUCGACCCGUCCCCGGAAGGCCCCGCCCCUCCAUCUAGAACAAUGGCUGCCGCCAGCUACUACGGCGCCGGCACCCCAGCUGACCAGAACAAGCUCAACGCUCCCACCUCCCCCGUAGACUCGCCGGUGGGCGAUACCAACAAGCCGCUCCCGCCGCCCCACCAGAGCUCCUUCCCUCCCACGCACCAGAAUACGUUCCCUCCGACACACGUCGACGCCGGAUACAACGAUGACCUCUCGUAUGCUCCCAACCACUACUCGAGAUACUCCGCCGAUACCGGAUACGACCCGCAUUCUUAUGGUAACCGUCCCGGUGACAGUCCCACAAAGUACAAUUCCGACCCGUUCUCGGACAACAUCCCGCUUCACGAGACCGGCCACAAGAAUCAGCCGCCCAGCACACAGUUCCAGCAGCCGCCCAUGUCGCACGUCGAGAACGGGGGCUCCCAGUACCCCCCGUACCCACCACCGCCUACGGACCGGAGAAAGCGGAAGAAGUCGUGGAGAUCGCGGCCGUGGUUCGUGUACUUCAUGACGCUAGUCCACACGAUCGUUUUCUGCGUCGAGUUGGGGCGCAACCAGGCCUUGCAGGGAUCGCCAAUCUCGACGAAACCGUACUUCAAUCCCAUGAUCGGCCCGUCGACGGAUGUCCUGAUCAACAUGGGCGCGCGCUUCGUACCGUGCAUGCGCCUUGCGCCCAAGUUCAUGAACGCCGACCCGACCCAGGUGUUCCCGUGUCCCUCCAGGACCGAUGACUUGCUCAACUGCACGCUUGCUCAGUGGUGUGGGUUCAAUGGAAGGGAUAUUCCGGAGCCCAUGGGCGGAAAAGGGCCGGCAGAUAGCAAGCCCGAUCAGUGGUACCGGUUCAUUAUCCCGAUGUUUUACCACGCCGGUUUGAUCCAUCUCGCUUUCAACAUGUUUAUGCAGGUUACGCUAGGUGGAGAGAUGGAGCUGGAGAUUGGAGUGGUGCGGUUCAUCAUCGUGUAUUUCUGCUCCGGAAUCUUUGGUUUCGUGCUCGGAGGCAAUCUCGGCGCAGUUGGUCAGCCAUCGGUGGGUGCUUCUGGCUCACUCUUCGGAAUCUUUGCGCUCGUCAUGCUUGACCUGUUCUACACGUGGAAGGAACGGGAAUCUCCCAAAAAAGACCUUAUCUUCCUUUUGCUGGACAUCAUCAUAGCAUUUGUCCUAGGGCUCCUGCCGGCAAUCGACAAUUUCUCCCAUAUUGGCGGGUUCAUAUGCGGGAUCUGCCUCGGGGUGGCGCUCAUGCGAUCCCCUAACCAACUGCGGAAGAGGAUCGGCACCACGGCAUCGGACCCACCAUACACUCCCGCGACUUCCACGAACCCCUACAACACGUCAAGCGGUGGAAACGAACUCAUCGGCUUCCGCGGCUUCGUCAAGCAGCCACUCGCUUUCUUUAAGGGCCGCAAAUCCCUGUGGUGGGCCUGGUGGCUCGUCCGGGCUGGCAUGUUCACGCUCAUCCUAGUUGUGUUCGUAGUACUGAUCAACAACUUUUACUUGCCGACGAUGAAGACGUGCUCGUGGUGCAAGUACCUGAGCUGCAUGCCGGUCAACGGUUGGUGUGAUAUGUACGAUGACCUCGGCAUCAAGACGGUGAAUGUCACGUCCGGCUCGAGGAUGCUGAUGAACAGAGAGCUGCUGGGAGGUUUGGAUGAGUUUCUCUGAGCAUUUGGCUACGUGGGUUUGGGGGGAUGGAAUAGGAGCAUAGCGUGGAACUGAAGAACUCUAAGCUGGCAGCUGUUUUUUCCCGGGGUGUUCUGUUUUUCUUUUCUGUUACUUUUCAUGGCUGCUACGAAAGCAUCCGCUUUUUUCUUUUUUUCUUCUUUUUUUGCGGACUGUUUGGGAUACCAUCAAAAUAGUUGCCAUGAAUGUGUUUUCCACCUGUAUCACUUGUAUUUUGCUUUCCACGGCGCAGGGGGAUGGGGCUGGUUGGAGGGUUUAAGAAGACGUUUGAAUUGUCAUGAGAUGGAUAAUACAAAGUGGCUCUUCU